AAAUGGAGGGGGACAAAAGGCAUGAGAUUUCGAGGACGAUUUGGACCAAACGGGAAGAGCCUCCCUUGCUUCGCAACAUCGGACGCCUCGGACCGACGACAAAGGCGGCGACUUUCGCAGAGGGCGAGAGCGAAGAUCCGCGAGCAAGAGGGAGCGAAAAACGGGGUUGCCCGCCGCGUCGAUGGCGUCUUCUUCUUCCACCUCUCCGGCGUCGGUGAUCACCCCGGAAGACGUCCUCGAGUCGCUCAUGAACGACGGCACCAUCGACUCCCUCCGCCUCAAGAUCAUCAACCAGCUCAAGGCCAACGAGGAGCUGAAGAGCACCACAAUUAAAAUGGCGGAGCAGAGCAAAGUUCUUAAUACCCCCGGAGCUGAAAAGCAGACCAAGAGAGAGCUCUUCGACGCCCUGCGCCAGGAGUUAGAGGCCCCAGUGCUUGAGAAGGCCUCCAAAUCAGUUUGGGAGUUAAUUCUUGAUGGUGAUGGGCUGGGGAAAGAAAUAAGUGAGACGGUAGAAAGAGUUUUCUGUCGAUUAAGUGGAAGAGAAGCCCCGCUAUUUGUUGAAGCAGAACCAGAUAGAGCAAAAGAUGAGUCCAGAGGCAAAGAGAAGCAUGCUAAUGCUGACAAUGGAACAGAGGAAUUUCACUCUGCUUCAAAGAAGAGAAGUUUUGGCGAUAUGAACUGAGUGGAUGGAUGUGUAAAGGAAUCAGGCAAUUGUUGCAGCGUACAUUCUUAAGUGCUUUCAGGACAUGAUCCACUCAGUUGAACUAAUAUGAAAUGUGUGAGAGAGUCCUCUACGAGACCUUUAAGCAGAACUUUUCAAUCAGUUUUUUCAGGAUUUGAAGCAGCAUCUAAAUUGUCAAAGCAGCACCUUUGGGAAGAUGUCACUGUCAGUUUUGUGACAGGGCUUGCAGUUUUGAACAUAAUUGUAGUUUCUAUGCUCUAGUUGGUUCAAUGUAUUUCAUAUCAAGGGUUAUGACAUAGUGAUGAAGAGUCUGUAUUUCAUUUUUAGUUUAUAUCUCCAGCCUUAGUACCAGUAGUUGUUUUGCUAGAUACUUGGUAUAAGGCUAUUGACUUGUAGUUUUGAACAAAUUUUUGUUUGCAUUAGCUUCUGUAAAGGUUGAAGUGAUCCAUUUUCUUUUUAUGGUGUAUGUCAGAGGUUUCCAGCAUUUUCUUAAAUGCUUUUCAAUGUUAA
This is a messenger RNA of Eucalyptus grandis, 1192 nucleotides long. RefSeq lists its product as uncharacterized. Lineage: Eukaryota; Viridiplantae; Streptophyta; Magnoliopsida; Myrtales; Myrtaceae. The record is from RefSeq and is a predicted model, not a curated record. The coding region runs from base 182 to 682 and encodes 166 amino acids. The transcript is spliced from 3 exons.